Molecule: messenger RNA, 638 nt
Organism: Suillus paluster
Lineage: Eukaryota; Fungi; Basidiomycota; Agaricomycetes; Boletales; Suillaceae
Exons: 1
Coding region: 181-534 (117 amino acids)
Source: RefSeq, a predicted model, not a curated record
UGUAUCAAUAUCCCCUCCAUUCUGUGCACGAACUCGCAUGCAUCUGGUACUACCAUAUACUACAGUCUACCCUUCUGCAGUCAUAUAUUUCCUCCACUCGAUCAUCUUUCAUCAUCCUUUGUAAGUUAUAACGCACCCUACUUCGCCACAGAACCUAUAUAGAACGAUCGCUCGGCGCUCAUGUCCGAUCGCUUCUGGUUAUCGAUGGAAUAUUACAGAUUCGUUGAUGGGCGUGCGUGGUGUGUACUGAUUUACUUGCUUCUCCGCGCGAUAACGGUCCGUACCACCCUAGCCACAUCAAUAUCAUCUCCGCUACUAACGCCAUAUUUCAUGUGGACAGUUUUCCCCUCUCUGUCAAUGCUUCUUUCGACGGUGCUUGAUCGACACCUAGAACCGUCAUCAGCAACUGCAUUCAACGCAAAUGCGCAUCGCAAGCAACUCAUAGGAAAUAUCGUUGUUGCUCUUGAUCCUUCUAUUGCAGUCGUAAGCAGAGUUUCAAAUUAUCUGUCUCGGGUGAUGUUUCAUAGAUUGUAAACCUCUUCCGUUAUCUUGGGAUUCUCUUGCUAUUCUACCCCACGUCUUACCCCAGUUAUUUCGCGGUAAAUUCCAGGCAGGACGCACCAGUCAUAACCUAAAAU